AUGGCGGCGGCAGCAGCAGCGGCGGCCGCUUCUGGGCCCCGCGCGAAGGCGCCGGCGGCGGGGGCGGGGGCCGUGGCGGCGGAGGAAGCGGAGGACGAGGAGACGGCGGCGGCCUUGGCUGUGACGGCGGCGCGCGGGCGCCCCGAGCACGAGGUGCAGUCGGAGGACUCGGGCGGGGGCGGCGACGGCGGCGACGAGGACGAGGAUGAGGACGAGGACCUCGGCUGUUCUUCGGCGGAGGAAGACGACGACGACGACGAGGAGAAGGAGAACGAGGCGGAGAUCCAGCGCCUGGAGGAGCAGCUUUCCAUCAAUGCCUUUGACUACAAUUGCCACGUGGACCUGAUAAAGCUGCUUCGGCAAGAAGGGGAACUAAUCAAGCUGAGACGGGCUCGCCAGAAAAUGAGUGAACUUUUUCCUCUCACUGAAGAAAUCUGGCUGGAUUGGUUGAAGGAUGAGAUCAAGAUUGCAUCAGAUGGCUCAGAUCGGGAGAAAGUAUAUGAACUCUUUGAGCGAGCUGUAAAGGACUAUAUUUGUCCUGAAAUUUGGCUGGAAUAUGCUCAGUAUUCAAUUGGUGGGAUUGGUCAGGAAGGUGGGAUCGAGAAGGUCCGUUCCAUAUUUGAAAGAGCCCUGACCGCUGUUGGCUUACAUGUGACCAAAGGCGCAGCCAUGUGGGAGGCGUAUCGUGAAUUUGAGAAUGCGGUUCUGAAAACAGCCCAGCCUGCUCCCGGCAGCGUCCCGACGCCCGAACAGCAGCAGGCGCUGGCUCUGCAGCUUGAGAGGGUCCACGCGCUCUUCCGCCGCCAGCUGGGGGUCCCACUUCUAGAUAUGGAAGCCACCUAUGCUGAAUAUGAGGAGUGGUCAGACGACCCAAUACCGGAAGCUGUCACGCAGAGCUAUAAGAAAGCAUUACAGCAAAUGGAGAAAUGUAAACCCUAUGAGGAGGCCCUGUUGGUAGCAGAGACUCCGAAGCUAGCUGAGUAUCAAGCAUAUAUUGAUUUUGAGUUGAAAGCUGGAGAUCCUGCCCGCAUUCAGUUAAUCUUUGAGCGUGCGCUGGCUGAGAACUGCCUCGUUCCAGACUUGUGGGCCCGUUAUAAUCAAUAUCUGGAUCGGCAGCUGAAGAUGAAGGAUCUGGUGCUAUCUGCACAUGAUCGUGCUGUUAGAAACUGUCCCUGGACGGUUGGACUGUGGAACCGGUAUCUCUUAGCCAUGGAAAGACAUGGAGUUGAUCAUCAGAUAGUUUCUGACAACUUUGAGAAAGCGUUGAAUGCUGGCUUUAUUCAGGCCACAGAUUAUGUGGAGAUUUGGCAGGCAUACCUUGAUUACCUGAGGAGAAGAGUGGAUUUCAAACAAGAUUCAAGCAAAGAGCUAGAGGAGCUGAGAGCUGCCUUUGCUCGGGCACUGGAGUAUUUGAAACAAGAAGUGGAGGAGCGUUUCAGUGAAAGUGGAGAUCCAUCCUGUACCAUAAUGCAGAAUUGGGCAAGAGUGGAGGCACGCCUUUGUAACAAUAUGCAGAAAGCUCGAGAACUGUGGGAUAGCAUUAUGACAAAAGGAAAUGCAAAAUAUGCCAACAUGUGGCUGGAAUACUACAACCUGGAACGGGCACACGGGGACACCCAGCACUGUCGGAAGGCUCUGCAUCGGGCCGUUCAGUGGACCAGUGACUACCCGGAGCACGUCUGCGAGGUGCUGCUGACACUCGAGAGGAUCGAAGGUACUCUGGAAGAUUGGGAUUCAGCAGUUCAGAAGACUGAAAAUCGAUUAGCUCGAGUUAAUGAGCAGAGAGUCAAGGCCGCUGAGAAGGAAGCCGCCCUCGCCCAGCAGGAAGAAAAGAAGAGUGAACAGCGGAAGAGGGCCCGGGCUGAGAAGAGAGCCUUCAAGAAGAUGAGGAAGGCCAAGGCGGGGGACAAGCGGGAGGCAGACGACGAUGAUGACGACGCGUGGGGGGGCGAGGAAGAAGAGCAGCCCAGCAAGCGUCCCCGAGCCGGGAGCAGCCUUCCUUUGGCUGGAGAGGAGGAAAGCAUGACCGUGGAGCUGGGGCUCUUUGGGAGGAGCGCGCCGACGGAAGACCCCCCUUCCAAACAGAAGGAGAGAGCUGCUGCCGUCAAGAAGGAGAUGCCCAAAGUGGUUCACGAUAGCAACAAAGACAGCGUCACGGUGUUUGUCAGCAACUUGCCCUACAGCCUGGCGGAACCCGACGUGAAGCUCCGGCCCCUCUUUGAGGCCUGUGGGGAGGUCACCGAGAUCCGUCCCAUAUUCAACAACCGCGGGGACUUCCGGGGCUACUGCUACGUCGAGUUUAAGGAGGAGAAGGCGGCCCUGCAAGCCCUGAGCUUGGACCGGAAGACUGUGGACGGAAGGCCGAUGUUUGUCUCGCCUUGUGUGGACAAGAACAAGAAUCCAGAUUUCAAGGUGUUCAGGUACAGCACGGCCCUGGAAAAGCACAAGCUGUUCAUCUCUGGUUUGCCGUUCUCCUGCACAAAGGAAGAACUGGAGGAGAUAUGCAAAGUGCACGGCAGCGUGAAAGACCUCCGGCUGGUCACCAACCGCGCUGGGAAACCCAAGGGCCUUGCCUAUGUAGAAUAUGAGAAUGAGGCUCAGGCUUCUCAGGCUGUAUUGAAAAUGGAUGGUAUGACAAUUAAAGAAAAUGUCAUUAAAGUGGCCAUCAGCAACCCUCCUCAACGGAAGCUUCCCGACAGGCCUGAGGCAGGGAGAGCGGCGGGGGCCCUGGUGCCACGGCAGGUGUAUGGCGCGCGGGGUAAGGGGAGGACCCAGCUCUCGCUCUUGCCGCGAGCGCUACAGCGCCCCGCCAAUCCUGGCCCUAAGACUGAGAAUGGGACACUCCAGACCCUACCUGGACCCUCUUCAACACCCACAGAGGCGCCCAAGAUGUCCAAUGCCGACUUUGCCAAGAUGCUCCUGAAAAAGUGAAUCGGACUCGAUGGGAAAUGUGAAAAUGCCUUUUAGGAAGCCAUUUUGUGUCCUUAUUUCUGCUGGCAAGGGGAACCCCCCAUCAUCCUCUGUAAAUACUACUUUGUCCUAUUAGGUCCAUCACAGUACAGAUUGGGGCUGUACCGAGCGAGACAGAGAAGGCUGGUGUGGAUUUAAAUGGCUUUAAAUGAUUCCCUCAUAUUGAGGGUAGGCAGCAUGAGGGAAGCGUUCACUUUAGAGGCGGGCCCAGGGUGGCGUGGAGAGAGCUGGAGCCCCGUCCUGCAGAGCUCUGCUGCUGGGGCAGCUUUCUGCCAUUGAGAGGCUACUCCUUUGGUGCCCGGUGGAGUAGACGGCCCAUCAUUCUUGGCAAAGACAGAAUGGCAGAUGCUUGGAAUUCACCACAAUGGCCUAUUUAGUAGGGGGAGAGGGAGGGAAGUUAGAGAAGUGGAUUGGGUUGAUGUUCUGUUCGGAGUGGUCUCUGUUUUUAUAUUGUGUAUUUGUAAAUGACAUGUCAAACCCUUAUUUUUAAGUUUCCUGAGGAUGGGAGACUGCAGAUGUUUGUUUUGUAUUCAGAAUUGUGUGUACUGCCACCGUGGGUCACGUCCACUGUUUGCCCAAGGAAUUGUACUCCCCCUUGUCGAGACCCCCAGCUCCUUGGUUUUGUUUAUAUAUGAUGUCAAAUGCAAACUCACGUUCUCCAUUUAACUUCACUUAUUAAACCGAAGUUAUCUUUAAAAGGUU
Molecule: messenger RNA, 3672 nt
Organism: Vombatus ursinus (common wombat)
Lineage: Eukaryota; Metazoa; Chordata; Mammalia; Diprotodontia; Vombatidae
Gene: SART3
Product: spliceosome associated factor 3, U4/U6 recycling protein
Exons: 19
Coding region: 1-2931 (976 amino acids)
Biological process (GO): RNA processing
Molecular function (GO): protein binding; RNA binding
Source: RefSeq, a predicted model, not a curated record